AUGCUGGCAGCCACAGGGCACGAGCCAGUGAGACCUGCAGCCGUGAGCCGCGGAAUCGGCGGAGUGCCGACGAUGAACGCGCGCAGCUGUGACACGAACGUAUGUUUACAUUGUUUAACAAGAAUUGCUGCGUCUCAAACACGAGAGACAGGAGCAUUUAGAUGUCCCAUUUGUAGAGAAUUAAUAACUAUUCCUCGUGGAGGAGUACCUGCACUGCCCCCAAGUUUUCUCGUAAACCAAUUGCUGGACCUUAUGUCUCGACAAAGACGAGAGGUCAUCCCAAAGUGUUCAGUUCAUAUAAAUCAGGAAUUAUUAUUUUGUGAAACAUGUGAUACAGUAUUCUGUACAGUGUGUACUAGUGGGACACAUGCAGGAACGUCACCUGGAUGCACAGAACAUACAAUUAUCCCUUUUAGUAUUGCGAUAAAAAGAAUGUCCGAAAUAUUGUUGUAUAAAGCUAAUGAGUGUAUAUCCAAGUUAACACAGGCACAAGAUUCUGUGAGCACGGAAUUGCAACGUUUGGAAGCCUCUACGGAAAAGUGUUUGAGCGCAGUAGAUACGGAAUUCGCUGAGAUUAUCGCAAAGAUAGAGAAACGUCGCACGGAAUUGCAAGCUGCCGUAACCGCUGCUGCUCGUGAUAAGAAACACGUACUUGAAGAACAACAUUCUCUUAUUGAGGCAGAGAAAACCAAAGUGGAGAGAGAAUGUGAAGGAUUGCAAUAUCAGGUCGAGGUCCGAAAUAUUACUCAACGUAUUAAUAGCUUGUCGGAUCAGCUUGAUGCAGCAACCGCUCUCAGCGAACCUAAGGAGAAUGCCUUUAUUACAUUUGAGUUUAAUCAUAACGAUGCUCUCUUUCAAUUAGAGCAAGCACUGAAUAACGUGGGACGAGUACGUUCUAGUACAACAUUACCAGGUUUAUGCCGAGCCAGAUUGAAGGAUCUAGCAAUAGUAAAGCUACAAACAAUCGUCGUAGUCGAAACGGUAGAUUAUCAUGGUCAUCCUCGAAAUGUCGGUGGUGAUCUUAUUAGCGCCGAAUUGACGCUUGCUGAUAAUAUGCAUGCAGAAAAUCAGAAUGUUCCUAUUGAGACAGAAGUGAAAGAUCUGGAGAAUGGAACUUACGAAAUUUACUUCCGGCCACCAACUGCAAGUCGAUAUGUUUUGAAAGUGUCGGUGUUCGAACGACCUAUUAAAGAUUAUCCGCUAUUUUUCGAUACGACUGAGCACAAUGAACCUAUUAAAACAUAUGGAAGACGUGGUAACGGAAAAGAUGAGUUUCAUCAGCCUGUUUCAGUCACAGUGGACGAUGAGGGAAUGAUCUAUAUUUUAGAUACUGGAAAUUCUCGUAUUAAGGUACUCAAUUGUGAUUUGGAGUUUCAAAGGCACAUAAAUAAUGAAGGCUUAGAGGGUCGCAGUUGUACGGGAAUAGGUAUAUCUCAACAAGGUCUCGUAGUCGUGAAUUGGCGAACGCGAAAGAUUACGGAAAUGACUUCAUUAGGUGAUACAAUCCGAUCUUUCACGCAUAAUGCAUUUCAAGAACCCAUAGACAUUGCAGUGGACAACAGUUAUGGGCACAUACUUGUCGCUGACAAUGGUCAAAGCUGUGUAUUCGUAUUUGAUUCAGACGGCAAGAUACUAUUCCAGGUUGGUAAGAGAAGCACGUUCAAGCUAAUCAGUUCUGUAACUGUUGGUCCGGCCGGUGAGAUUUUAGUUGCCGAUAGCAGAAUUCAAGUGUUUUCCGCGAAGGGAGAUUUCUCCGAAGAAAUAUAUUCUGAGGGCAAAGGAAAAGGUAUCUACGGAGGAAUAGCUGUAGACGCAGAUGGCAAAAUUAUCGGUACUCGUACAGAUAAGGGUCGUAGCAUAAUACAAGUUCUAAAGUUAGGGGGAGGUAAUGUCUUAACCGAAAUCGAUUCACACAGUUCGAAAUUGCGACGUCCCUCAGGCAUAGCUGUGCUGCCAGAUAAUCACCUAGUGGUGGUGGACUUGGGCAAUGAUUGUAUAAAAAAAUAUAGAUACUGGUAAAGUCAUUUAUUUAAUCAUCAAAAUUCAAAUCGCAAAGGGGAAGAAAACUCAUUGCGAAAGUACCAAAAGUCAGUCUAAUUUAGAAUUAUUUAUUCAGGUUUUUUUUUGUGGAACUUGUAACAUCACAUAUUAUGAAUGUAUAAUGCCUAUGUUUUUAUAAAUUUUUAUAUAUAAUUUAUAAAUUAGUAUAAGAUGUGAGAUAAAAAAUAGUAAUGUCAAACUUGACAUAAACUCUUUCUCUAUUAUCCUGGGUAUUUCAUGUUCGAUCGAUUUCUGUUCAAAACGGAUCUGGCGUUUCUUAUUCUGUCUUAAAAAAGUUUGUGAAGGGAGACAUCGAGAUAUGACGCAGCUAUCAAU
Acromyrmex echinatior (Panamanian leafcutter ant) is the source of this 2376-nucleotide messenger RNA. Its product is annotated as tripartite motif-containing protein 2. Lineage: Eukaryota; Metazoa; Arthropoda; Insecta; Hymenoptera; Formicidae. The record is from RefSeq and is a predicted model, not a curated record. Gene Ontology annotation, molecular function: protein binding; zinc ion binding.